Messenger RNA from Beta vulgaris subsp. vulgaris (sugar beet), 1464 nucleotides. RefSeq lists its product as uncharacterized. The record is from RefSeq and is a predicted model, not a curated record. Gene Ontology annotation, molecular function: nucleic acid binding. Lineage: Eukaryota; Viridiplantae; Streptophyta; Magnoliopsida; Caryophyllales; Amaranthaceae. The transcript is spliced from 9 exons. Bases 1 to 1464 code for a protein of 487 amino acids.
AUGCGGAAGAUGCGUCAGAAAGGUGAUGUGGUAUACCUUUGCAUGGUGAAGGAUUUAUCGUGUGAUGAUCAGCUCGAGAGUAUUCCGGUGGUUCAAGAUUAUCUUGAUGAAUUUCUCGAAGAGUUGCCAAGUAUUCCUCCUGAAAGAGAUGUGGAAUUCUGCAUUGAUUUAGUACCGGGUUCUACUCCUAUAUCCAAGGCGCCAUAUCAAACGACCCCGUCUGAAUUGCAAGAGUAUGGGCACUAUGAAUUUGAAGUGAUGGCUUUUGGUCUCACAAAUGCUCAUGUGAUUUUCAUGGAUCGAAUGAAUCGCUCUUUCCACGAGUACUUGGAUACUUGUGUGGUCGUGUUUAUCGAUGAUAUUCUCGAAGUUGCUUUUCUAGGACAUGUAAUCAACAAGGAAGGAGUUACGGUGGAUCCCUCUAAGAUCAAGGCUUAUGAGGAUUGUGAAGGGGAAUUUCAGAAGAUGAAAAAGAGUUUGACCUCUGUUUUUGUUCUUACUCUGACAUUUGAGGGUGUUGGGUAUGAAGUGUUCACUCAUGCAUCGAAGAACAGUUUGGGUUGUGUUUUGAUACAGCAAGAGAAGGAGUUAAGAAGCAAACAAAAGGGUGAUCCGAAGCUGGAGAAGAUCCGUGAAGCAAAGAUCUUGAGGUUUAUGGGGCGUUGGUGUGUGCCCAAUGAUGGUGAGCUUAAGAGAAAGAUUCUCGAGGAUGCUCAUAGUACUCCUUAUUUCGUUCAUCUUGGUGGUGACAAGCUUUAUAAGCAUCUGCAGGUUAAUUUUUGGUGGCCUGUUCGACUCGAUCUUGAUGGAUUUUGUGAUGGGUUUCCUAGAGCUGUUGAUGGGAAGAAUGUUAUGUGUGUAAUUGUGGAUCAGUUGACCAAAGUGGCUCGUUUUAUUGCGAUGAAGAACACUUGGUCUGUGGAAGAGUUAGCUGAAGCUUAUGCUAAUGAGAUUUUUCGUCUUCAUAGGGUUUCCAAAGACAUUGUCUUUGACCGUGAUCCGCGAUUUUUAUCCCAUUUCUGGACCGCUUUGCAAGAGCCUUUUGGUUUGAAGUUGAAGCUUAAAACUGUAGUUCAUGCAGUUCCCGAUGGUCCCUAUGAGAUUCUUGGAAGGAUUGGGGAGGCUGCGUAUCGUUUGGCCUUGCCGCCAAAGCUGUCAAAGUUUCAUGAUGUAUUUCAUGUGUCGCAGUUGCGUAGGUAUUGUAGUGAUCCUUCGCAUGUGAUUCCUGUUGAGUCGGUAUCAGUCGAUCCGAAAUUGACUUUUGAAGAGCAACUUGUUCGCAUAUUGUACCGUCAGAGCCUAGCUCUGAGAAGGAAGAUUGAAAUGACUGCUAGACUUGUGACUGCUUGGGCUAGCAGAAUGUGGGUCGGUAAUGAGAGGAAACUGCUUGUAGUCUUUUUGGUUGAUGAGUUCUAUGCAGACAAUAGGGAGGCCUAUGUUAUCCUAGGUCUCAAAGACAUUUAG